AUGAAUCUAUGGAGCACCGCUGCUGCGGCGGCGGAGGGAGACGCCGCCGUGAUGGAGGCGUUCAUGUCCCAAGCUUCUGAUCCGUCUUCCUUCUGGCCCACAUCUGUUAUUUCCCCGCAGGCCCCUUUUGCCGUGGCUUCCUCUCCUUCCCCGCAUCAUCCGCCGCCCGCCGGAGACCAACCGGGGACCUACGCCGGCGCCGGCGCCCAGUUGAAUCAGGAAAACCUCCAGCAGCGCCUGCUGGCCCUGAUUGAAGGCGCUCGCGACACCUGGACAUACGCCAUCUUCUGGCAGUCUUCGACCGUUGACUACGGCGGCUCGCCGGUGCUGGGCUGGAGCGACGGCUUCUACAAGGGGGAGGAGGACAAGGCCAAGCGCCGGACCGCAUCGUCCCCGUCCGAGCAGGAACACCGGAAGAGGGUCCUCCGGGAACUCAAUUCCCUGGUCUCCGGCCCUCAGGCCGUCGCCGAAGACGCCGUCGACGAGGAGGUCACCGACACCGAGUGGUUCUUUCUCAUAUCCAUGACCCAGUCCUUCGUCUCCGGGUCCGGCAUCCCGGGCCAGGCUCUGUACUCCUCGAGCCCUAUCUGGGUCACUGGGCCCGAAAGGCUCGCCACCUACCCCUGCGGCCGGGCCCGCCAGGCCCACGAGUUCGGCCUCCAGACCCUCGUCUGCAUACCCUCCUCCACCGGCGUCGUCGAGCUCGGCUCCACCGAAGUAAUCUUCCAGAGCUCGGAUCUCACCAGGAGAGUGAAAACCCUGUUCAAUUUCGACCGACCCAAAUCCGGCCCUGCCUCCUGGACCCCGCCGGACCACGACCCGGCCACCCUCUGGAUGGCCGACCCCUCCUCCUCCGCCGCCGCCGCCAUGGAUCUGAGGGAUCCACUAAAUAACAAUAACAUCACCACCACCGCCACCACCGCCGCCACCGCCGCCGCCGCCGCCGCCGGCCACCCGACCCAAGUAAUUCCCAAUUCCCAAAUCGCUCUAUUAGGCGACCAAGUCCCCAGUCCCGGCGCGUUAACCCACGCGCCCCUCCCCGUCAAGGAUCUCAACUUCUCCGAAUUCAGGCUCAACGAGACCACCCCAUGCCUCCAGAACACCGGUCCCUGCAAGCCCGAAUCAGGAGAGAUACUCAACUUCCGCAACAUCAGCCCGUUCCAGCCCCACGUCGAGCAAAUCAACAACAACCCUAGCCGAAAGAAAGGAUCCUCCGCCAUCUCCCGAUGCAGCAUCAACAACAACCACAACAAUGACGAAGGCAUGCUUUCCUUCACCUCCGGCGCCAUCGUCAAAAUCGACGACAGCUGCACCAUAAUCGACUCUGACCAAUCGGACCUCGAGCCCUCCACGGUUCGUGAAGCCGAGAGCAACCUAGCCGCCGCCGCCAGUGCAAUCCCCUCUCCGCCGGAGAAGAAGCCCCGGAAGCGCGGCCGGAAGCCGGCCAACGGUCGGGAGGAGCCCCUCAACCACGUGGAGGCCGAACGGCAGAGGCGGGAGAAGCUCAACCAGAGAUUCUACGCCCUCCGAGCCGUUGUCCCCAACGUGUCCAAGAUGGACAAGGCUUCCCUUCUCGCCGACGCCAUCUCGUACAUCAACGACCUCAAGUCGAGGCUCCUGGCGGCAGAGGCCGACCGGGAGGACCUCCGGCGGCAGCUCGAGCCGCACGGGAAUCAAGAAGUUGGCUCCGGACGUGGUGGGGUUGGGUUCGGGGAUGUCGAGGUUGAAGUGAAGAUCAUGGGACGGGAUGCCAUGAUUCGGGUGCAAUGUGGGAAGAGGAACCACCCGGCGGCUAAGCUGAUGUUGGCGCUUCGGGAGCUCGAUUUAGACGUGCACCACGCCAGCGUGUCGGUUGUCAACGACAUUAUGAUACAGCAAGCGACGGUAAAGAUGGACAGUCGGUUUUUCACGCAGGAACAACUCAAGGGGGCUCUCGUCUCAAGGUUCGGCGAGGCCCGGUGA
Molecule: messenger RNA, 1962 nt
Organism: Striga hermonthica
Lineage: Eukaryota; Viridiplantae; Streptophyta; Magnoliopsida; Lamiales; Orobanchaceae
Source: the annotation of a GenBank genome assembly